Gigantopelta aegis is the source of this 8343-nucleotide messenger RNA. RefSeq lists its product as uncharacterized. The coding region runs from base 1494 to 7052 and encodes 1852 amino acids. NCBI's taxonomy places the organism in Eukaryota, Metazoa, Mollusca, Gastropoda, Neomphalida, Peltospiridae. The transcript has 16 exons. The record is from RefSeq and is a predicted model, not a curated record. Gene Ontology annotation, biological process: signal transduction. Gene Ontology annotation, molecular function: guanyl-nucleotide exchange factor activity; GTPase activator activity.
UAUAUAUAUUAUUUUCAAUCUCGGGUAAUGUGAACCAAUCCUGCUUCAGUUUUGAUAGGAAAUAUAAAAAUCAGGCGGGUAUAUACACCCCGAUGACGGUUGAGCUGACGAGUGCAGCCUUGCUAUUAUUAUAAAUAUUUAUUCUUUAUCUACCGGCCACUCAAAAUGUAAUGAGGUGUGGGUGGAAACGCAGAGGUGGAUCUAUGUGCUUUCAUUGACGGGUUUGUUUGUAUGUGCGAGAGCCCGAAUGUUCUCCACUGUUGACACAAGCAUCACACACUGACAUCCAGUGAGGAAUGUUCAAUUUGAUGACCAGUCAUAACAGCCACGAGUAUAAUUGUGUGUGUGUGUGUGCGGCGGGUCGGAAGGAUUUUCGAGACGGACAUCAAUCCACUAUAUAGCUUACAGGUUAAGAUAACAGGUGUAUUCGUGAACGUCUGGUGCAAGCUGUAAUGCUGAUCCAAACACCUUGAUGCAUGGUCGCCUCUGUGUUUCCACAGCCUCAAGGGAUUCCACUGUACCCACUCAUUCACACUUGGCUAAACCUGGCUGCUGUCAUUGUUUUCGGUAGCUACAACUUUUAUUUGUCUCAAAGCUGCAGUAGAGCGCUGAUGACUUGGGAGCAAGUGUAUUUGGAUGUAUUUCUUAUGUGGAUUAAGUUGAGGAAGAGAAUGGGAUAAUGUCUUCAGGUCCUUGGUGUGGAAUUAUACCUACAGGUGAAAUAAAGUUCUUUAGAUUAAGCAUUGCUUCUGCAGUAUGAAAUCAGUGUGGGUAAUUAAAUGAAAAAUAUCACUGAUAUUCCGUUUUGUGUCAGCCUACUGUACAUGUGUCUCGUAUAUGAAAACACUGCUUUUUAAACUGGGCCUGCCCGCACAAGGAACCUUUGUACUGACUUAUGGAUUAAUUCCAUGUGAAUGGGUAAGAGAGAAAACACUUUUGUCGUGUCUUUUCAAGUGCCUGCUUGUGGUCUUCUUAUUAUCGGAGAUAUAUAGGUAAAAGCAUUCAAGUUGUGUGAAAAGUUUCACACCGAAAAGGACUUAUUGGAUACAUUCUGUGUGCUUUACUUACAGUGGCGUUACUGCUGUGCAAAAUUAGUUUGAAUGAAAAAGUUAGUGAAAUACUUGUGUCAUGUGUCUGGGAUGAUCUAACAACUGCUUCAGGUUGGUGUUUUUAGAAGUACUUUGUUGGUGAGGUUAGUUGCAACCAGAUGGUUUGAGACAUUUUGUGUGUAUUCUACUAAAUACUAAAUACACACUAAAAAAAAAAAAAAUUGAUUUUUUUUUUGUGUGUAUUCUAUAAGAAACUGUAAAUUUUCACAUUUCGGCAAAGAAUAUACAAAAUGACUGCGAUCAUAUUUAAAUCAUGUACAUGUAUAAGACGAAAACAUAUUUUGUCAAGUUGAUUUAUCUAAGAAUGGUUGGCAGUGUUAUUACGGUUGCUAUGUUGGAUAUGCAAAAUGGAUAUGAAUCUGUUUGGAAAUCUCUAAAAGACUGAUGUCUUUGACAAUGAUUAAGAAACACGUAUCUACGCCUUCCCUCCACUACGGCCAGCCAAACCUGACGGUCAAACAGCUGAAUGUUGACCAGAGCUAUGAGGAUGAGUAUACCAGCGAUCCUGAAUGUCAGAUGUUCCGUAACGAUCGCGUUGCCAACUGCUGCCACAGUGCGUCGGAGGCAUCCCCCAAACCUCUGCGCAAAACGGUGGAACGGAAGAAGAAACGACGGGCACCCCAACCUCCUGGGAGAUCGGUGUCCAUGCGGGAUCCUAAUAACAGAGCAUUCAUAAUGGUCAAGCAGCCAUCAACCGACACAGAAUCAUUGAGUGACGUUGUUUCUCAGAUGUCAAAAUCUCCUGCCGACGCUAAUUUGAUUCCUUCUAAUUCUGGCGCAAGUUUUUCCGUUUCUCUGCAGGAUUUCAGUAGCAACACCGCUGUUGUAGUCACGCAGAUCUCUACAGAUUCAGAAUCACUGUGUGAUGUGAGCUCUCAGAGUCCAAAGUCUCCAUCAGUUCUUGAGACAGCAGGCACUUCUCCAGGCCAGUCGCCAAGAGACAAGUCGAGACUGAAAGCUUUGCAGAGAGCUCUGGCUUCUCCAAGGAAUGUACGCAAGAAUUCAAAGAAAUAUAUCAAUCAGGAAAAUGAUGGUGCUACCAAUUUUCGGGUGAGGAAAAAUGCUACUGUGGAACCACCUGAUUUUUCUGUAUGGACAUUUGUCUACUUACCAGAACAUUUUGAAAUUGGAUGCGAAUUUGAGAUUGACCGGAUUGCGAAAUACGAUGAAUACCUCAAUGAGCUGUUAACUAAAACACAUGCCUCUCAACCAGACUUCGAGGACCUCUGUAAGGCAUCCAAGAGAGUGAAUGCGAUGGUGAGAGAGAGAGAGGAUGAACUCCGAGAUGAAUUGAAUGGACAAAGUGUUGAGUCUGUCCAGGACCGCUUCCCCAAUGACGACCUUCACCUUUGUGAACCAGACAAGGUUCAGAAAACGCGGGGGAUUUCAACAAGAAGGAAGUCGGCUCCAAGCGCUGUUUUGUUCAAAACCCUCGGAGGAAACAGGAAUCCGAGCACAAUGGGGAAGAAAGACUUUGAAGUGUGCAACUCUUUUCGUCACAGCACCGAUGCAAAUCGGAUGUACAUCAUGGAGGGCCCAGUACAGUUUGCCAAUGAUACUCAGACUCAACACUACCUGUUUCUCUUCAGUGAUCUCCUCCUGAUUGCAAAGCAGAAAUCUAAUACAACCUUCAAGUUGAAAAAUCGAAUUCGGGUUUGUGAUUUAUGGAUUGCAAAUUGUAUUGAAGAGGUCACGGAAACUACUAAACUACAUGACAGGUCAUUUGUGAUUGGGUGGCCAACCAAAAAUAUUGUUGCUAUUUUCAAGGAGCCUGAAACUAAAGACUUGUGGCUGUCAAAGCUAACAGAACAAAUACAGGAAGAAAAACUAAAAGAAGAGGGCAAGACACUACAACUGAAAAUUGUCCACCGCAAAAAUGAUACGGUUAAAACCUGCUUCAUCCCCGUCACCAACACGAAUGAUGUCAAAGAUGUCCUCAAGCUGUGUAUGGAACAGUUCCAGAUUCCAGAAACCGAACAGAAGGACUAUCAGCUAUGGGUGCUGACAGGGACAAAAGAGGGGACAUUUUAUCCUCUCAUUGGUCACGAGAUCCCGUACACCAUAAAGCAGAACCAUGUUGGGUCUGGGGGCGAUGGUGAGGGACAGAUGGGCUCUGAGAUGGAGGCCAAUAACAACACCAAUUCAAAGUGCGACUUCUUCCUCAAGCACAAGAAGUCCACCAACAAGCGUGGCCAAGAUUAUUCCAGUCAAGGCAACAACAAAAGGCACAGAAGGCCAGCCAUUUUGCAGAUCUUCCACAGACGGGGUCGAGAAGAGAAGUCUUCUGCGGCAAUACAGACUGAUUCAAACCAGAUUCCAACUGGAAAGCUGUUUGGGCGGUCUCUAGAAACUGUAUGCACUGAAGGAGACAACCCUGCAAAACCAAUUUUAGACCUGCUGAGGAUUGCAUUUCAUAAAGGUGCAUGCACCCAAGGCUUUCUCAGAAAAAGUGCCAAUGUCCGACAAGUGAAAAAUCUAAGGGAGAAGUUGGACAGUGGUGAAGCUGUGAAUUUGGAUGGAUGCUCCCCAUUAACAAUCGGAUCAACCUUUAAGGAAUAUCUACGUUCUCUACCAAAGAGCUUGCUACUUGAUGAUUUGAUGUCAGAAUGGACCAAGAUUGGAGGCAUGGAGGAAUCUGAGGAAAAGCUUGAAAAGACAAAACAACUUCUUCAGCAGCUUCCGAGAGCGAACCUGAUGCUACUGAAGUACGUGAUGUGCAUGCUGUACCAGGUUCUGCAGCACAGCAAUGAGAACGACAUGGACGGCUACAACCUGUCGGUGUGCAUCGCGCCCAGCAUGCUCUUCGACAUCAACGACCCCGUGCAGCCCAUCACUGACCCCAAGUCUGUGUUCACGCCCCGGGCGCUCAUAGAGUACCUCAUCGAGAACACCGUUGAGGUGUUUGGGGAUGAUGUCAUCUACCUGCUGGGAGACCCGCUCGACGCCACCAAGUAUCGGACAGACUCGGGCACAGACACAGACAGCAUGACCAGCGUGUCCAAUGAACUGAGACGUGAUGACUCUUCAAUAGACAGCCUGGUGGAUCGAGAUCUGUUCACGGGUGAGGUAGACAGCAGUCCAAAGCUUGCCAACAGUCAUCUGUCUAACCUGAGCCACGACUCGGGACUGAUGCUGAGCGAUGGGCAGCUCAAUGAUGACGACUGUGACAUGGACAGUGGAGACAAGAAGUUAAUAAGGAGUGCCUCUGAUUAUGAUGAUUACGGUCACCAUUUCGAAUCUUCCCUCAAUCCUGUUCCUCCACCUCGGAGUCGGCGCAAAAAAGGAUUUGACUCAUUGCUGCCAAACAGCUUUGACAGCUACCACCAGCCAAUGUUUACAGGGUCGAGGUUUGACAAACAGCACAAGUUCAGCCUCUCUCUGCAGCCUGAUAUGGUAAAGUCUGUACCUUUUGGUAAGCGCAUGUCUUCAGAUUCACUGCAGAGUGUUGAGGAGAAUGAGGAGAAUGAAAACAAAACUGGUCCUUUCCUUCACCAUAGACCAUUAGAUAUGGGCUUAUUGGUGAAGUCGGCCAGUGGCUCACAUCUGUACCUGAAUGAUGAAGAAAUCUUCAGCAGAAAGUCGCUCUCUGUGGAGGGACAACAUAACCGCCCCCUCCGUGACCGACUGGUGAGACAGUCGUCAGUGACAGACAGUACUCCUCCUUUAUCACCAGAAUCCAAAUACUCGUACAGCAGUUCACGGGACAGCGUCAUUUCAGAUUCUUCAGCUUUUUCAAGGGACUAUUCAGUUCACAGUUUGCCAGAUACACCAGAAGAAUUUCCAAAUGAUAAAUAUUUAGGAACUUGGGACCUGAAGAACCGGGAACGUUCAAAUUCCAAUCCAGUUGACAUACGAACAAGUGCUUCUUACUCAACAGGACAGACGUCUUCUUCCCAGUUAAGUGUUAGCUAUAGUGGCUAUAAUCUAAAGUCCAUGGAGAACAUGAGGUACUUGGUGUCUCCUCCUCACUCACCAGGCUUCGAGAGGCAGAGUAAAAGUACGACAAACCUGCAGGAUCUUUCCACGAGAAACUCUUUUCCACAGACACAGGUUGAAGAUAGUGUCAAGCAACACGAAAUUGCUUCCCCACAGAUUUCUAUCACCUACUGUUCCAGUGGGUCUGAUGAACGACUGGAGGACGAUGUGGAUUCAAGUAAUCAGAACAGCAGAAGUAUUCCUCUUGAAAUUUCAGGAUCAACCUCUCCAAAAGAGAUUUCAAUGUACAAUUUUGGAUUGGGAUCACCUCCACCCCACAUUGUCUUGAGAUCUCUGAGUCACCACAAAGUGAACAGGAAAACUUCAGCCCCUACUCAAGGUAGUCACGCUCCUUCUCUUCUUAAAGUGCAGCGCAGCAGUUUAGACUCUAGCCAGAAUAUUGUUCAGAACACUGAAGAUCUGGAUGUAAGUGGAUCACCAAAGUCACGGUCUAUAUCACUGCAGAGAUCUGAUGCUCACAACUAUGAUAGAGAAUCCAAAGUCAAUGUUGUGUUGACAACUGAUACAUCUCCAUCUAAACAUUGGGACAGUGUAUCAAGUUCAACAGAUCUGAGGCCUGCAAAGCCACCAUCUUAUAAACAGGCCUUGCAGAGGAAGUUUAUGAUUGAAAAUGGAAUAAACUUUGACAUUCCUGAUCAAGUUAGUCAACGGCAAAAGGAAGCCAGUUCUCGUGCCAGACAGCUUUACGAGUCAUCACUACAGAAGUAUAUGUCGGGUGAAGGUUCAAAAUGUUUGUCUGUAGAAAAAACUAAGACUGUUGUGGUGGAGCAGCACGUGUUAGAACCGUGCCCGGAGACACCAGAUGAGGCUGUGGAACAAAGAGCUGGUGAAAGAUUAAACAGUAGCAGACAAAAUGUGCCAACAAAACAGUAUAUUAGAUCUAAUGUAGAUAAUGAUGAUGAGUAUGUUGUUCUUGCUAAAGAUCCAAAGAAACUCUAUGCUGAUUCUAUAAGACUGUUUGAACAACAAAAUGAACAGCCAAGAAGUGUUUCUCAGUCCAGAGUUAGUCAAACAAAAACAUUUUUACAACAAGACCUGGACAAAUCUGGGGCAAGCCAUCCGACAUCUGGACAACUACACCAAAAACAAAAAACUUUGUUUCCAGUAGAUACACCAGGCCGCAUUCGCACAACUUUGUCUGUGCCAAAUGUUAACUUACACCGUAGCAAGUCUGAUUCAGCAGGCCAUUUGAAUAAACUGAGUCAGUUCCGUGGUCAGUUAUCUCAAAAGAGCUGUGAAGAACAAAAAGAAAAUGUACAAACUACCAGGAUGACAAAUGAGAUGACUCAACAACUUUCUCCAAAGAAAGGUUAUUUCUACCAUCCAGAGGAAGACAGUGAGGUAGUGGGUAGGUCUGUGACUAGUGUGCACUCUACAUCUCGCGUCUCUAACAUUUCUGUGAGUAAUGGGAGAGCAUCGUCGCUACAGGCAUCAUCAUGUACAGCCUCAUCCCAAAAGACUUCUGUUACAGUGUCCAACACUUCACAAAAAAGAAACAAGCCUGAAAGGAGAGGUUCCGAGUUGCCUUGGAGUGUUUCCAGACUAAAGAAUAUGUUUGAUCCAGAGAACCAAGGUGACAACAAGACUUCUACCCGUUUCUAUUCUCCAGAUGAGAGUUCCACAAACAAUGUAACAUCUGUUAAGAUAAUGUCUACCUCUCGACCUGCACCACCACCCUAUGUAUCUCCUCCCCCAUUUCGUCGCCUUCAUGACAACAGUCGAAUGAGCACCUCCAGUAACAGCAGUUCAGAAAGUACAGGUGUGGGAUGCAGUUCUUCAACAAAGUCAAAAUCAUCCAGACAUUUUGGUCCACAAUCUUUAGAGUAUGGCUCAUUUUCCUCCUCCUCUGAAGAUCUAGAUACAGUCUGUUAUCAUCUGACAAAGCGGGAGAGUAUGGACUAUUCGGAUCAGGAUACAAUAUCAUAUACAGAUGUUUCUUACGUUUGACAGGGAACAGUGGUGUAACAAACAAUGGCCAGUACUGUGAAUGCAAGAACAGAAAUCUGUUGCAGUAGUGGUGCUAACACUGCCAUUUAUUAUAUAGUCUUAGCCAUGUGUGUGAUAUGUUUUAAGUAGUGUUAGCAACCCAUGCAACGUGACUUGUAGAUUUCAAUAGUCCUAGCCAGCUGUGUGCCAUAUGACUAUGUGUUAAUGUCUUAGCUAAGGGUGUCAUGUAUGCCAUGUAUAUUUUAAUUAGUACCCUUAUAACCAGCUGUGUUGUCUAUGACAUGCUUCAACACUGCAAAAUGAGAUUUUCAUAAUUGAAUCUGUAUAUAAAGACAUGGUAUCUGAAACUAGAAGAAAACCAUUUUGCUUGCUGUAACUCUAAGAAAUAGACCUAUCAGUAUUUUAAAUUGUGCUGCAUUGCACAUCAGGUAAUAGUGGUGCCAGAGAAAGCUUCGUAACAUACUCAUACAGCUUAGUUUGUGAUAUUGACUUAUGCAAAGAGCUCAUGAGGGUGCUCUUUUCCAAGCUUGUUUAUUGCACAAUGACCUGUUUUGGAUCAUAUAUCUGAAUAUUUACAUUAGAUUUGAUCACCUGAACAUUUCAUUAACACACUAACUUCAAACACUGCGGAGAACCUUUUGUUAGUUAGCAGCAUCGAGUUGUGUUCUUUCUUAAAGAAAAUGUAAUUAUAGCACCAAUGGACAUUCUCUUCGAGAACACAUCAAAGUGUUGUGCUGGGGGCAGGAUGUGGACAAUGUCAGGUGUCACUGGUAUGGGGCUUGGUGAAGAUAUUCACUGCUACGUCAGACUUCUUUUGAGUAUCGUUGGGUACUUUCAUAUUACUAUUCACUCACAGCGAACAGGACACAGGACAUAUGGCAAGCCUUCACAACCUGUUAUGGAACACCGAUAUUAAUGGGUUAGUGUAAAACGAAAUGUGCUCUUUCCACUAGGUUAUACUCAUACCGUCCACCACAUCUAGCAAUUUGUCAUAUUCACUUUCUUACAGACAAAACAAAAUGUUUAUAAUAGCAGUCAUGGAGCUGUGAUUCCAUCUUCCCAUCUGCGGGUGUGUUGUUACUAAGUGGGAGCCAGUGACAUCUACCAGUUUGAUGACCCAACCACUGCACUUGAAUACUAAUCCAAUAUAAAUUUAAGCAAAACACUAUUUCUUUCUAUAUAUUUGUUUAAAUGUAAAUGAAUAAUUAGUUCUGCAAAUAUUAAUAUAUAUAUCAUUUAUUAAAACAAUGUGUGAUCCUUUAUUUGCAAAUAUAACAUAUCCCAAAUUCCA